Saccharomyces paradoxus is the source of this 3402-nucleotide messenger RNA. RefSeq names its product ATP-dependent Lon protease PIM1 (gene PIM1). Lineage: Eukaryota; Fungi; Ascomycota; Saccharomycetes; Saccharomycetales; Saccharomycetaceae. Gene Ontology annotation, cellular component: mitochondrial matrix. Gene Ontology annotation, biological process: protein catabolic process; chaperone-mediated protein complex assembly; protein quality control for misfolded or incompletely synthesized proteins. The record is from RefSeq and is a predicted model, not a curated record. The coding region runs from base 1 to 3402 and encodes 1133 amino acids. Gene Ontology annotation, molecular function: single-stranded DNA binding; ATP binding; ATP-dependent peptidase activity. The transcript has a single exon.
AUGCUAAGAACAAGAACCGCAAAGACCCUUGGCACAGUGGCAAGAACCACGAGAGCCAUCCAGUAUUACCGCUCUAUUGCUAAGACCGCUGCACUCCCUCAAAAAAGGUUGGCAUCGACCUUGAACGUGCAUGACGUAGAGAAUAUCAAACCUAAUUACAUUACUAAGACCCCAACAUGGCAAGAGUUCCAACAUCAAUUGAAAAAUCCAAGAUACAUGGAACAACUUACACAACUUGAUGAACAGUUUGCUUGGCAUUUCCAGGCUACGAAUCAUAACAAAAGCAUUCUGGCAAAGGAUGACAGUACGUCUCAGAAAAAGGACGAAGAUGUCAAGAUAGUACCAGAAGAGAAAGAUAACGAUAAGGAUAUUGAGCCCACGCGUGAUGAUGAAACGAUCAAUAAGAAUCAGGAAAGUGAAGUUUCUAAAAACUCCAAAAGCUCCGCUUCUGGAGGUGGACAGUCAUCAUCCAGUCGAUCGGAUUCUGGAGAUGGAAGUUCGAAACAGAAACCACCAAAGGAUGUACCAGAAGUAUACCCGCAGAUGCUAGCAUUGCCAAUAGCCAGACGGCCCUUAUUUCCAGGAUUCUACAAGGCGGUUGUGAUAUCGGACGAGAGAGUUAUGAAGGCAAUCAAGGAAAUGUUAGACCGUCAGCAACCCUACAUUGGUGCCUUCAUGUUGAAGAACUCAGAAGAAGAUACUGACGUGAUCACAGAUAAAAAUGAUGUGUACGAUGUUGGUGUUUUAGCUCAAAUAACUAGCGCUUUUCCGAGCAAAGACGAAAAGACAGGCACUGAAACAAUGACUGCUCUUUUAUAUCCUCACAGAAGGAUAAAAAUUGAUGAAUUAUUUCCACCAAACGAGGAAAAGGAAAAGUCGAAAGAUCAAGUAAAGGAAACGGAUAUUGAAACAACCGUCGUUGAAAACGCUGAGAUCACAGAGGAUCAGGAAAGCGCUAGCUCUACCACACCCAAGUUGGAAGAUAUUGUGGUGGAGAGGAUACCAAAUUCCGAAUUGCAACAACAUAAGAGAGUAGAACCCACUGAAGAAGAGCCUGACGAAUUAGAUGACGUUCAAGAAGGUGAAGAUGUUAACCCCACAGAAUUUUUAAAAAAUUACAAUGUUUCUCUUGUCAAUGUAUUGAAUUUGGAAGAUGAACCGUUCGAUAGAAAGUCACCCGUCAUUAAUGCGCUAACAUCUGAAAUCCUGAAGGUAUUCAAAGAAAUUUCUCAAUUGAACACCAUGUUCAGAGAACAAAUUGCGACUUUUUCAGCUUCGAUUCAAUCAGCCACCACGAACAUUUUCGAGGAACCAGCUAGAUUGGCAGAUUUUGCUGCCGCUGUUUCUGCCGGCGAAGAAGACGAAUUACAAGAUAUAUUGUCGUCCUUAAACAUUGAACACAGGUUGGAAAAAUCGCUACUGGUCCUUAAGAAAGAACUGAUGAAUGCAGAAUUACAGAAUAAAAUCUCCAAAGAUGUAGAGACAAAGAUUCAAAAGAGACAAAGAGAAUACUAUUUGAUGGAGCAGUUAAAGGGUAUCAAAAGAGAAUUAGGUAUUGACGAUGGCCGUGACAAAUUAAUCGAUACUUAUAAAGAAAGAGUGAAGUUAUUAAAAUUACCUGACAGCGUUCAGAAAAUCUUCGAUGAUGAAAUAACUAAACUAAGUACUUUGGAGACUUCUAUGUCUGAGUUUGGUGUCAUCAGAAACUAUUUGGAUUGGUUAACAUCGAUCCCAUGGGGGAAACAUUCCAAAGAACAGUAUUCUAUCCCGAGAGCAAAAAAAAUUUUAGAUGAGGACCAUUAUGGUAUGGUAGAUGUUAAAGAUCGUAUUUUGGAGUUUAUUGCCGUCGGAAAACUAUUAGGUAAAGUCGAUGGUAAAAUUAUAUGUUUCGUGGGACCACCAGGUGUUGGUAAAACUUCCAUAGGUAAGUCGAUCGCCAGAGCCCUUAAUAGGAAAUUCUUCCGGUUUUCUGUAGGUGGUAUGACGGAUGUGGCUGAAAUCAAAGGCCAUAGGAGAACAUAUAUUGGUGCCUUACCUGGUAGAGUAGUUCAAGCAUUAAAGAAGUGUCAAACCCAAAAUCCUCUGAUUUUGAUAGAUGAAAUCGAUAAGAUUGGGCACGGCGGUAUUCAUGGUGAUCCAUCCGCAGCAUUAUUAGAAGUACUGGACCCUGAACAAAACAACAGCUUCUUGGAUAACUACUUGGAUAUUCCAAUAGAUUUAUCGAAAGUGCUCUUUGUCUGCACCGCCAACUCCUUAGAAACUAUUCCAAGACCUUUGCUGGAUCGUAUGGAAGUUAUUGAGUUGACAGGGUAUGUUGCUGAAGAUAAGGUUAAGAUUGCCGAGCAGUAUUUGGUCCCGAGUGCUAAGAAAAGUGCUGGUUUAGAGAACUCUCAUGUCGAUAUGACAGAAGAUGCAAUUACAGCGUUAAUGAAGUACUACUGUAGAGAAAGUGGUGUAAGAAAUCUGAAAAAACACAUAGAAAAAAUUUACCGUAAAGCUGCCCUGAAAGUGGUAAAAGAAUUGAGUAUUGAAGAUUCCCCAACGUCAUCAGCCGAUAGCAAGUCUAAGGAAAGUGUCUCUUCCGAAGAAAAGGUAGACAGCAACGCCAAAAGCUCAUCAGAGAAGAGUAAGAACAAUGAUUUGGAAAAGACAAGUGAUGACAUUGAAGCUUUGAAGACUUCUGAAAAGAUCAAUGUUUCCAUAUCCCAGAAAAAUUUAAAGGAUUACGUUGGGCCUCCAGUCUACACCACAGAUCGGUUAUAUGAAACAACUCCACCGGGGGUAGUUAUGGGGUUGGCAUGGACUAAUAUGGGAGGCUGCUCACUUUAUGUCGAAUCCGUCCUUGAACAGCCUUUGCACAACUGUAAGCACCCAACGUUUGAAAGGACCGGGCAACUGGGAGAUGUUAUGAAGGAAUCAUCAAGACUUGCUUAUUCAUUUGCUAAGAUGUAUCUAGCACAAAAAUUCCCUGAAAACAGAUUUUUUGAAAAAGCGUCUAUCCACCUGCAUUGUCCUGAAGGUGCCACCCCUAAAGAUGGUCCAUCUGCAGGUGUCACUAUGGCCACCUCCUUCCUAUCCCUAGCAUUGAAUAAGUCGAUUGAUCCUACGGUUGCGAUGACCGGUGAAUUGACACUUACCGGUAAAGUUCUACGUAUUGGUGGUUUGAGAGAAAAAGCUGUGGCCGCUAAAAGAUCUGGUGCCAAAACUAUCAUUUUCCCUAAGGAUAAUUUAAAUGAUUGGGAGGAACUUCCAGACAACGUAAAGGAAGGGUUGGAGCCUUUGGCUGCUGAUUGGUAUAAUGACAUAUUCCAAAAAUUAUUCAAGGAUGUGAAUACGAAACAAGGUAAUUCAGUAUGGAAGGCUGAGUUUGAAAUCUUGGAUGCUAAAAAGGAAAAAGACUAA